UAUGAGGCACAAUCUCUAUAGCAAGGGUCCUCAUGGUGGAAUGAUCAGCAGCCAAGACACAGGAGCAAUUGUUGGUCAUGGUAGAUCAACCAAUGGUUUAUUGGGAUUCAUCCCAUCCGAACAAAGCUUUUGUUCGUGCAGCUCAAAUCAUAUUGUCGAAAACCCCAACUUCUCAAACCAUCCAAGCCUUUCCCGCAUGCCUUCUUUUCCUUCCCAAAGCCCUAAAACUUAAGCCUAUCCCUCCAUUUUUGUAUAGCCCUCUUUGUUUUGUACCCUUGUCUAACUUUACAUUUUUUUUUCAUUCUUUUCCCCUCAAUUUCCGUGCAUUCAUUGUCUGUAAGAAUUCGCUCUUAGUAGGAAUUGAUAGCUGAAUUCUUUGUUUCCCUCGUGGAGAGACAACUCGACGUGUAGCUUGACAACCCAAGCAGCGGAAUGUAGUUAUUUCUGUAUCAGUAUGUUUCAUAGCAGAAACAUUACUAUCAUUUUGUCAGGUUACGCCAAAUGCAAUUUAUAAGUUGUCGUAUGAAACAGUUAACUUGCUGUUAACUUGUUUAUAAUGUUAAAUGUUUAUUUAUUUAUUUGAUGAAUUUCAGAUUGUGUUUAGGAUCUCCUUGAAGAGACGACAACAGAGUAGCUUUCUUUUUUUCAGCUGUGAUACAAUCAAUGAUUUGUAGAACAUGGUGUCUAAGAACACAACUAAACUAGCAUAAGAACAUCUUCUCAGUUAUCACUGCUUAGUUUCCUUCACACUUGAAAGCCUUAAACCCUCCCCAAAACCCUCUUCCUUAAAAUCCCCAAAAUAGAAAAUCUUUGAAAUUUCACCCUAAAAAUAUGUCGGCAGAAGCAACAACAACAACAACCGAACCUUUCAAACCCUACAGUCUCUCCCAAACCCUAACCGCCCACAAAAACGCCAUCUCCUCCAUCAAAUUCUCCUCCGACGGCCGCCUCCUAGCCUCCUCCUCCGCCGACAAAACCCUCCGCACCUACUCCCUCUCCCCCACCACCGCCACUCUCUCUGCCAUCCAUGAAUUAUCCGGCCACGACCAAGGCGUCUCCGAUGUGGCCUUCUCCUCCGACUCUCGGUUCCUUGUCUCCGCUUCCGAUGACAAAACCCUCCGUCUCUGGGAUGUCCCCACCGGCUCCUUAAUCAAAACCCUCCAUGGCCACACAAACUAUGUCUUCUGCGCCAACUUUAACCCCCAAUCUAACAUGAUCGUUUCCGGUUCUUUCGACGAAACGGUGCGUGUUUGGGACGUGAAAACGGGCAAAUGCUUGAAAGUUUUGCCGGCUCAUUCUGAUCCAGUCACAGCUGUUGAUUUUAAUCGAGAUGGGUCCCUCAUUGUUUCGAGUAGUUAUGAUGGGCUGUGUAGGAUAUGGGAUGCUGGAACUGGGCAUUGUAUGAAGACUUUGAUUGAUGAUGAGAAUCCGCCUGUUUCUUAUGUUAAAUUUUCGCCUAAUGGGAAAUUUAUACUUGUUGGCACUCUGGAUAAUACUUUGAGGCUUUGGAACUUUGAAACUGGGAAAUUUCUGAAAACUUACACUGGCCAUGUGAAUUCAAAGUAUUGCAUUGCAUCUACUUUCUCUAUAACAAAUGGGAAGUAUAUUGUUAGCGGUUCUGAAGAUAACUGUGUAUACCUGUGGGAACUUCAGUCCCGAAAGGUAGUUCAGAAGUUGGAAGGUCAUACUGAUGCUGUUAUUUCAGUUGCAUGUCACCCCACUCGGAACAUAAUCGCAUCUGCUGCACUUGGCAAUGACAAGACUGUGAGGGUCUGGACCCAGGAGAAGGAAUGAUCCGCUUCUAAUAACAGUUGUUUGAUAACAUCAUUCAAGUUGGGGCGCUGGUGAAGAUUUUUAUUCGAAGUGUAGACCAACUUGCUUGUCUGGCUGAAACUUGCAUUUUUCUGGAGCUAUUUAUAACAUUCUUCCUUGUACCUUAAUUUCACUAGUGAUUUUGAACAGUAAACUUGCAGAUUUCUAUGCAAAAUGUGAUGCAAUAGCUAAUGCAAGAAGGGAAUUCGGUAGCAUGAAAAAUCAGGAUCAAGUUUCAUGGACCUCUAUAAUAUGUGGGUUAUCCCAAAAGGGUCAUGGAAAGGAAGCCAUUUUAAUGUUUAAGCAGAUGUCGGGUGACUCGGGUCCUCACAUUAGACCCAAUUGUUUUACUUAUGUUAGUUUUAUUAGUGCUUGUGCUGUGUGCUAGAAGAGGAAUUGGAGGAGAGUGCAUUGCUUCAUGGGCAUAAUAUUCUACUCACUUCAAAUGAUAUGAGGGUAUUCUCAGAAUUUAUAUGGUGAAGAGGCCUUGAAAUUGUUUACUGCGACGAGGAAGGAGAGUUUACCUAAACUAGCAUUUUGAAUACUUGCAGUGGCCUAGCCGUUGUCAAAGAAGGUAGACAGCCUCAUUCUUUGGUUACUGAACACUGACACACACACACACCCACACAUAUAUAUAGACAAAAGCCGGUUUAUGGGCUGGGGUAGCAGGGAUUAGGAAGCUGAUGAAACGAAGGGGGCUAAGGUGCAGGUUGGAGCUGAGUUGAAGACCAUAACAUGGUUUAUGUUCUUUUAGUUGCUGAUGCAAUUCACCGUCAAUCCCAAUAUAUCUAUGCCGAAUUGGAAGAACUGAACUUUGAAAUGUAGUCAGGCAAGGAAUCUGGCAAACCCAGAAACGGAAGUACCACAGUUUGAGUCAGGGUUCCAUUGAUGAUAGUCUGUUAUGAAGCUUAAGAGGAAAAUCAGGGAUUGGUAAUGGUGAACUCUUCAAACUUCACCACCAUACAACUAGAAGCUGAUUUUGCAUUAUAGUCCACGAAACUCAGAACAUUUAGGUACAUACAAGAACUGACGAACUUAAAACUCUAUUUUUUUUUAACUUUUUGAAGCACACACUUCUUAACGCACCAUAAAUCAUAGUACUAAUUGACAAAAACAAGGUAUGUAAGAAAAUUUAACUAGAAUGACUAGAAAUUGUUUUCUUAUUCACUCCCAACAGUAAUUGGGAAAUGGAAGGGAGGAAGGAAAAUCCAAAAGAAAAGGAGUUGCUGCUGGACCC
Molecule: messenger RNA, 3049 nt
Organism: Durio zibethinus
Lineage: Eukaryota; Viridiplantae; Streptophyta; Magnoliopsida; Malvales; Malvaceae
Source: RefSeq, a predicted model, not a curated record